AUGCCGUUGACGUCACCUUCCAGCAGACAAGAAGAAGACGUAUUUUCCACGAAGCACGGCCUCUAUGGACACAAGGUUGAGGUCACGUCGGUGUUCAAGGCCAACUUGGGCAUUCACUCGACGCAUCUGGAGAAGCAACCGAGCGACACCAACGUCAGCGACAACGAGUCAAUGAAGGCUCAAGACGCUGUGGAGUCUGACAAGUACACUUGGAAGAAGGAUGAGUACAACACGUACUUUCAGACGUGUGUGGCCCUCACCAAUGUCCACAUUCGGUUCAAUCCUUUGCGGAACGUGGACGGUGAGGCCUACAAUCAGUACAAGAACCGCUUGCUCUCGAUUGGAAGCAAGUGCAAGACCAAGAACUCGUCCUCCAAGGCGAAGUAUCGCGAGAAUCGUAAGGCCCAUAUUCAGGCUGUGUUGGGUCGUGCAAACACUGGCUACACCAGCGAGGACUACGACAUUGGAUAUGAAGAGGGAAAUGAUAUCUUCGAUUAA
Molecule: messenger RNA, 498 nt
Organism: Aphanomyces astaci
Lineage: Eukaryota; Oomycota; Saprolegniomycetes; Saprolegniales; Verrucalvaceae
Exons: 3
Coding region: 1-498 (165 amino acids)
Source: RefSeq, a predicted model, not a curated record